Betta splendens (Siamese fighting fish) is the source of this 5695-nucleotide messenger RNA. It is a transcript of the gene hrh1, whose product is annotated as histamine receptor H1. The coding region runs from base 998 to 2626 and encodes 542 amino acids. Gene Ontology annotation, molecular function: G protein-coupled acetylcholine receptor activity. NCBI's taxonomy places the organism in Eukaryota, Metazoa, Chordata, Actinopteri, Anabantiformes, Osphronemidae. The transcript is spliced from 2 exons. Gene Ontology annotation, biological process: adenylate cyclase-activating adrenergic receptor signaling pathway. The record is from RefSeq and is a predicted model, not a curated record. Gene Ontology annotation, cellular component: plasma membrane.
CCAGUGCAAACCAGUAAAUAGUGGGACACUGACUUUAGCACAUUAAAUAAGCUGUGUUGAACUCUGAAAACCCACCAGCGUCACAUCUCGCAGCUUUUUACACCUGAGGCAUAACGUUGCUGGAGCAUGUGGCUGCACUAAAGUGCGCUAAAAUGACGUGCAGACCGUUCCUAAUGCAGGUCAAUGAUAAACAGAGCACGUCAGACUGCAAGACUCAAUCAAGGACUCAAAGCAAUGUGUGAUGCACUCCAUAAUAAGUACAUUGUCUAAGGUUCAUCUCUCUUGUGUUGUUAUUGGAGGACACCAUGUUACCAUGGUCCCUCAUCACCAGUGUAGCUUCCACCCUCACCUCUGUCUGAUGGAUUGAUGGAACCCGGCUCAAUUGGAACGAGUUAUUAUGUUUUGGAGAGCGCUGCGUCUUUAUUCAUCUCAAAUAGCUUUUUGCCCCCACGACAGUAAUGACCAGAUAUCAGGUCGCGGAGGACGCUGAGUUUUUUUUGGUUUUUUUUUUUUUUUUCACAACGUGCGUGUAACUCCACAGUGAAUCACAGCUCUGCGACUUACAAUGCGCAUAACUAUCAAGUGAGACGCAUUUCCAGUAACAAGGCAAUUUGACGGCUGUAACUCCAAAGUGUGUAUUCAGCGCAGGGAGGCAGCGAGUGGGAGCCGCAGAGAUGAGAGAGGAGGGAGGAAGAUUCCCUCUUUCUUUGCAUUUCUAACCUCUGUCCUUCACUCGGGUUCUGGUUUUCAGGCGGAAAAGCCACGAGCUGGAAACGACACGGACUUCGCUGGAAAUCGCUCAUCACCGAUCUUAACAGUUUGGAUUUAUAAAACAAUGAAGACUGGGCUGAGAGCGGUUCAGGAAUACUGUUGAACCCGUAAGUCGACUGCUGCCUCAGAGCCCAUUAGAGCUCUCUGGCUGCCCGGUGUUGAGGACACGCCGGGACACAGCUGUCCACGAUGUGACUGCAUCCGGAGGCGACGUCUCUCGCUGAACAUGAUGGAACCCGGCCUGUCACCUACCGCACACCCUGCACCCCUCAACGCGAACAGCCACGUCAAUUACAGCGGCGGCAACUGGAGCGGCCUGCUGGACGGCGACGCGGCGAGGAGCAACCACACGCUGCACGGCCGCGUCCACGCCGCCGCGCUGGGCCUCGUCCUGGGCCUCCUCUCGCUCCUCACCAUCAUAAUGAACCUGCUCGUCCUGUACGCCGUGAAGAAGGAGAAGAGCCUGCACACGGUGGGGAACCUCUACAUCGUCAGCCUGUCGGUGGCCGAUCUGAUCGUCGGGGCCACGGUCAUGCCGCUGAACCUGAUGUACCUGCUGGAGGACGAGUGGCGCCUGGGCCGCGCCGUCUGCCAGUUCUGGCUCAUCAUGGACUACGUGGCCAGCACUGCCUCCAUUUUCAGCCUGUUUAUCCUGUGUUUGGACCGGUACCGCUCCGUCCGGCAGCCGCUCCAGUACCUGAAGUAUCGAACGCGGGGCCAAGCCAGUAUGAUGAUCUGUGGAGCCUGGCUGCUGUCGACGAUGUGGAUUAUUCCUAUUUUAGGGUGGCGCUCGUUCACGCACGUCGAACUGAAACCGGAGGAGGAGAACAAGUGUGACACGGAUUUCCGCUUUGUCACCUGGUUUAAGAUCAUCACCGCAGUCUUCAACUUCUACGUCCCCUCUAUUCUGAUGCUGUGGUUUUACACACACAUCUACUUAGCAGUGAGGCAACAUCUAAGAGACAGAGAGAGAAUCAUCCAUCCAACCGACUCAUUUGGGGAAAACGAGAAUGGACGAAAUGCUCACAUGCCGGAGAAAAAUGACUCCAAGUCACCAAAGAAGGAAAGUGGAGGUCCAGUCAAACUAUCGAAACAACAACGACUGCUGGAUCAGAAUACUCUCGAUCAGAUGUAUUCCCUUGAGGAGGGGGAUAAAACCAAACCUGCUCCCUUAAGAGCUCACAGAAGGAUUGGUGUAAAGUGUCCACAGACGACAAUACUGGACCUGACAACGAAACGACUAAGAAUGGCACAAAAGUCCAAAAGACGCUCCUUGUCCCCUGAGAAGCAGCCGGACACAGAGAGUCCGGCCUGUGCGCAGGACGGGGCCGGCGCCGAGGGCAACGAGAACAAACUGCAGGCCUCGGUGAAUGAAUGCCAGGUCACGGUGCCAAACUCCGUCAGCGGGGUGUGUGACAUCAGCCAGGUCCCAGACGUGCAGAGAUACACGUCGGUGCUGUACAACAACUACGACCUCAGCCGCGCUCUGCCCUGGACGGAGGAGGCGGCCGCCGACGAGGCCAAACUGCACCCGGCCAAUGCUGUGACUCUUAAACAGACGUGGCAGCGCUUCAUCGACCAGUCGCGUCAGCGCUUGCAAAGCCUGAGGAUCCACAAGGAGCACAAGGCGGCCAAGCAGCUAGGCUUCAUCAUCGCCGCCUUCCUGCUGUGCUGGAUACCGUACUUCAUAGCUUUCAUGGUCAUGGCGUUCUGCAAAGAGUGCGUUCACCACGACCUGCACAUGUUCACCAUAUGGCUGGGCUACAUCAACUCCACUCUCAAUCCUUUCAUAUACCCGCUCUGCAACGGCAACUUUAAGCGAGUUUUUAAGAGCAUUCUGAAUAUCAAUCUGUGACAGUUUUAUGUUGCGUAGGUGCAGGAGAGCAAAGGAAACCAAAACAGGCUGAAUCAAUCAAACUUGUAAGAAAUGUACAAAUGUGCUGUAAGUGACAUUUGACUUUCCCUUUUGUUUGGUCCCGAUUCUGUUUUUUUACAACAUUUAUAUAUUUUGCCGAUGUUAUUCUAACAGUAAUAAAAUGUGUCUGGACCGAGGUUUUUAAAUUCAAAAGAAACAUAUUCAUGUCCUGAAACAUAUCUAGGUCUAUGUGUGAUCCAGAUGUGUUUUUAAAUGUUUGUUUGUUUGUUCAUUUAUGCUUGUACCUGAUAUGUAAAGUAACCAGAUAUAAAAUAUUUAAGUUAUAUUGAUGAAUAUCACUGAGUUACAGUUAUUUGUGACAUCAAUUCAAUUGACAGAGUAUUGGACAUUACUUGUUCAUGUGCCAUCCUCUUUUUAUGUUCAUUAGGUAGAAAGAAAACAAAGAUCACAUGCAUUCACUGUAUGGACUGUAUAUAAUGUACUGUAUGUACUGUCAAUGUUAAACAAGCAUAUUCUUAAACAGUGUUUGCAUGGAAACCACCUAAUGCAUUCCUUAAGGCACUGAUUGCUAAGCUUUUACGCUCAUCUGUUUUCUGAGGUGAUGCGGUUUCUCUUAUUGCACCAUUAGCUAAAGAGGACAUCAUAUUAAUACAUAGUGCCGUGGUAAUGCAACCAAACAUGCAUUUGUAUUGAUAAAGUAUUAACAGGCUCUAGAGACAAAGCAUCAACAAUGUCUCCAAUAAUCCUGCUGCUGAACUAGAACAAGCAAAAACAAUAUACACACAGUACAGUAGUUUAGUAGUAGCACUUUUUCACUUUCCAUUACUAAAUGCUUAAUUGAUGUGUCUGAUACAGGGUUUACAUGCUGUAAAGCAGCAAAAUCCCACAUUGUGUGUGUGUGUAGUGUUCCCAGAUGGGUUGUGAGUCACUACUUAGCCGAUCAAACAAACCAGGGGAGUUCGAACUGAAAGAGGUGAUGAUGAAGCAUGAGUGUAAUUGCAUGUCUCUGUCAACUUUACAGGGGCGUCAGGCUAGGACUCUGCUUUAUUUCAUUUAUUCUUUUUUCACAAAUGAAGGCUGAGGGCUCUCAUGUUCACAUACAAUUCUGCAGUGGAAGUCUUUUCACUGCCUCUAUAAAUUUAAUAAUCUCAACAUUAUUAAUAUUGGAGCACAAAGUGAUAGUGUUUUAUUGAAAUCAUUUUAUUCAUCACUUAUUAGAAUGUUAAUAAUGAUCCUUCUUGACAAUGCACUACCUAAAGAUGCUAAAAAGAUUUUCACAACAAAAUCACGCUGCUAUAAUUGUAUGAUUAUACUAUGGUACAGUAGAUUAUAAUGCUGGACUUAAUUAAUGAAUAAUAACAUUUUAGCAUUAACCAUUCACCCAUAUCUGGGAAAUUAUUACAUUUGCUUGGUUUGCCAAGUUGGAUAUCAAACUUUGGAAACCUUUAACCUUUAAAUUCAAACCCACAACAAUACUGUAUACUAAGUUAGUCAUUUAAGUACAUUUAUUUAUGCAUCAUAAAAAGAAUGAACUAUGGGUGGAAGGAGCUUUACCAUCUGGAAAAGCAAAAACAUGAUUAGGUCCUUCCAAGAAACUGAAAUAGGAAAAUAGGAAAUAGUAUUAUUUUUAUUGUUACCAUUAUAAAAUAAAAAUAUUUUCAGCAAAAUGAUUGACAUUUGAUUUUAGCAUAGAAAUAUAUAUAGAAAUAUAGUGUUUACACACAGCUGUAAUGUUAAGUCCAACAUUUAGAAUGUUAGUGCGAUGACUAACGUUUUAUUAGAUGAUCUUUAAUGACUAACUGUAAGUAAAGCAUUGUUUGGCACAGAAAAAAAGACAGGUUUGACUUAGUUUGUUUAUUAUGGCAAAGAAACCAAAUGCUCUGCAUAUAAGUCUUUCAAAUAAUAUAUUAUGCAGGGGACAGCAGCUUUAAGGACUUGAGCUCUAACACAAUAUGAUUUAAAGUUUUAUUUUUGGAAACUCUGCCAAGCUCCAACUAAAUAAGAGAUAAUAUCUUAACUUUUAGUGGGGAUGUUCAUUUCUUUCAGUAAUUGGUUCACAAAGGACCUUUACACUUUUCAUCGUCAUCAUCAUCAACAAACCAAGUUGUUCCUUAUUAACUUGUGGCUGAUUCAUGGUAGAUCGUUCAAAGUUGGGCUUUAUGUUUGUUUUAAAAUAAUGUGCUGAUUAUUGAUUGCACAGCAAUGACAUAUACUGAUGCGUCAGGCAUUCACUACAAUGUUUUCUGGUAGUUUUCAUGCAUUACUGGGGUAAAUGUUACAAGUUAUUCUAACAAGCAUGUUUUCAUGUGAUACAGUAGGUAUAAAUAGCAGCUGACUGCAUGAAACAAAUAUCUGUGACAGGGCGUAGCAGACACUGGCCUUGCAUGCCAGUGGCUAACUUGGUUGACACUUUACUGAAAAAAUAUGAAGCUCUUUAUAAAUGGCUGAUGCAAAGCAUGAGCCUAUAAACCACAGCUUAUUUCUUCUACUGUGAGUUUGAAUGUGUAUUUAAUAUAAUUAGUGUACAGUAUCUGAAUUUCAUGUAACUACACUGGCACUAAAGAAGGCUCUGAAUGGUAAGUGUAAUAAAAAUACUCGCAGGACACCUAUGAACUGUAGGUUUGCGAGUUAAGAAAAGUGUUUUAAUUUCUAUGUAAUAACUGUGUAUAAUACAUAUUUUAGGGAAUUAUUAUAUUUGCUAAAAUUGCUAUACACAUUAUUAUUUUUUGAUUGUAUUUACAACACAAUUUACGAAUUUUAGACUCUUCUCAUUUGCCUUGUUUACGGUUGAGUAAAUGAUACAUUAUGCACAUUGCACCUUAUAAUUUGCUGAUGUCACUUUUUUGACAGCUGCAUCGAUCUUAAACACGAACUUGAGUUUUACUGUAUGUCUUCAAUCUAAUGUUUGUGUUUAUAAAACAAUCUUUAGCUUAUACAAAAUAAAAGCUGAAAUCUUCUUCACUUAUAUUGUCUUCUUUCUUUACACUUACCUUCACAUUCGACCAAAAUGUUAAAAUAUAUUUUCAAAAUAUCUACUUUACACUGACA